AUGGAUGCUUUGAAACGUACCUGCAACAGAUAUGAACGAAAGCUCUUGUCAAGAAUCGUAGACCCCAACAAGGUACAGGGAUCUUUCAAAGAUGUACGUGCACCACUAUCGACAAUUGAAACGUUACAAUCUUUAAUUUCGCUCCCUUUGAUUCGUCCGGACUUAUUUAAACAAGGUAUCUUGAAGAAAAACUUUAUCCCUGGCGUGCUACUGUUUGGUCCACCCGGAACGGGCAAGACCAUGCUUGCUAAAGCUGUAGCAAAGGAAAGUGGUAGUAGAAUGCUGGAUAUUCAAGCAAGCGAUGUGUAUGAUAUGUACGUUGGUCAAGGAGAAAAAAACGUGAAAGCCAUCUUUUCACUAGCAAGAAAACUUUCGCCUUGUGUUGUGUUUAUAGAUGAAGUUGACAGUUUGAUGAACAAACGAGGAUCAGAUUACUCGUCCAAAUCUCAUAGAGAGAUUAUUAAUCAAUUCAUGGUAGAAUGGGAUGGUUUAUCAAGCAAUAAUCAAGGUGUCAUCGUUAUGGCAGCCACCAAUAGACCAUUUGACUUGGAUGAUGCCGUUCUAAGACGUAUGCCUCGACGUAUAUUAGUCGAUUUACCUAAUGCGGAAGACCGCUUAGAAAUUCUCAAGAUUUUGUUAAAGGAUGAGCAGUACGAAGUGCCACUGCUCGAAAUAGCCAAGUCUACGGAGCACUACUCUGGCUCGGAUCUUAAAAAUGUGUGUGUAACAGCCGCAUUGAAGGCAAUACAAGAGCAAGUCAAUGCAAAGACAAAUAACUCUAUCAUCUUAACUAUGGAACACUUUAAGGAAGCUCUGAAAAUGGUUCCACCUAGCUUAAGCGAGGAAAUGGGCACACUGACAGAGAUCCGAAAAUGGGACAGUCAGUUUGGUGACGGUAAAAAGAAGAAGAAGACAAGUAUUGGAUUCUCUUGA
This is a messenger RNA of Rhizopus microsporus ATCC 52813, 933 nucleotides long. RefSeq names its product AAA-domain-containing protein. Bases 1 to 933 code for a protein of 310 amino acids. Gene Ontology annotation, cellular component: mitochondrial outer membrane. The record is from RefSeq and is a predicted model, not a curated record. The transcript has 4 exons. Gene Ontology annotation, molecular function: ATP binding; ATP hydrolysis activity. NCBI's taxonomy places the organism in Eukaryota, Fungi, Mucoromycota, Mucoromycetes, Mucorales, Rhizopodaceae.